AGCCGAAUGAUUGUACAGGACUUGUAUAAAAGCUCUGCUGUGACCAGGACUUAUCAUUCUCAGUUUACUGUGUAACAAAAACAAACGUAUCGAAAUGGCAUCUAAGUUUGUUGUUCUUGCUCUGUUGGUGGCGGCUGCUCAAGGCAGUGCUAUCCACGGUAACUACAACAGCUUCUCCUAUGGAGUAGCUGACCCCCACACCGGUGAUGUGAAGAGCCAGCACGAGACCCGUGUCGGCGACAACGUGGUCGGCCAGUAUUCGCUUUUGGAAUCUGAUGGCACCCGCCGUACAGUUGACUACGCCGCUAACUCUCACACUGGAUUCAAUGCUAUCGUACGCAAAGACCCUGCUCUUAUCGGACAUGUCGCUCCUGCUGUCGUCGCUGCCGCCCCCUUGGCUCACGCUGCGCCUCUCGCAUACGCCGCCGGUGUUGCCCCUUUAGCCCAUGCUGCCCCAAUCGCGUACGCUGCUGGCCCUGGCGUAUCCUACUCCGCAUUCUCUACCUCAGUAGCUCACGGAGGAGUUGCUGCUCCCUUGGCUCACGCGGCGUACGCCACUCCCUUGGCUCAUGGUGCAAUUGCUGGUCCUCUGGGCCAUGGUAUCGCUGGUCCUGUCGCAUACGCCGCACCUUUAGCCCAAGGUGCAUACGGUGUGCAUGGUCUUGGUGUCCAUGGUCUUGGCGUCCAUGGUCUUGGCGUCCAUGGUCUCGGCCACUACUAAGCGUUGAUAUAAGAAUUUAUUUAUGUACCUACCUAAUUAUUAAUUUCGACGAUGGUUAUGAAUGAUGAAUGGUGAACAUGCUGUGAUCAAAUAAAAUCUUUUUACAAGUG
Melitaea cinxia (Glanville fritillary) is the source of this 831-nucleotide messenger RNA. RefSeq names its product larval/pupal rigid cuticle protein 66-like. The transcript is spliced from 2 exons. NCBI's taxonomy places the organism in Eukaryota, Metazoa, Arthropoda, Insecta, Lepidoptera, Nymphalidae. Bases 95 to 721 code for a protein of 208 amino acids. Gene Ontology annotation, cellular component: extracellular matrix. The record is from RefSeq and is a predicted model, not a curated record.